This is a messenger RNA of Bicyclus anynana (squinting bush brown), 1699 nucleotides long. RefSeq names its product myrosinase 1-like. Lineage: Eukaryota; Metazoa; Arthropoda; Insecta; Lepidoptera; Nymphalidae. The coding region runs from base 1 to 1665 and encodes 554 amino acids. The record is from RefSeq and is a predicted model, not a curated record. Gene Ontology annotation, molecular function: beta-glucosidase activity. The transcript is spliced from 6 exons. Gene Ontology annotation, biological process: carbohydrate metabolic process.
AUGCCAAUACCAAAAGCGCCCAAAGAUGCCGAAUACGUUAAACCGUUAGAUAAGGGCACCCGUCACAAUGGGCACAAGAGAAAUCAGACAACGCACCGCAACGGCCCUAAUAGCUUUCAAAUUAAAUUCAGUUGGAAGAUGACAAAAGAGUUCCCCUCCCUGUGGGGUGGCGAUUCUUUUUGUUUCAAAGUUUCAAUUUCACAAGUCAAUAUUGAACCUCAAUGUCAGGUGCGACAAUUUCCCGAUGGAUUUACUUUUGGGACCGCUUCAGCAUCCUAUCAAAUAGAAGGAGCUUGGGAUGCUGACGGAAAAACUGAAAACAUUUGGGAUCACUUGACUCAUACGAAGCCAUACAUGAUUAAAGACUCCUCGACCGGGGACAUCGCUGACAACUCAUACUACUUAUACAAAAGAGAUGUGGAGAUGCUAAGAGAGCUUGGUGUUGACAUCUACAGGUUCUCUCUCUCGUGGACAAGAAUACUGCCCAGCAGUUUCCCAGACAAAAUAAACGAAGCCGGAGUAGCAUAUUACAACAACUUGAUAAAUGAAUUACUUCAGUACAACAUCCAACCCGUGGUCACAGUGUUCCAUUGGGACUUGCCCCAGAAACUUCAAGAACUCGGCGGGUGGGCGAACCCUUUAAUUGUAGAAUGGUAUGCAGAUUAUGCACGAACAGUGUUCAAAUUAUUUGGAGAUCGAGUCAAAUAUUGGAUCACUAUAAACGAACCGCAUCAGGUGUGCCAUUAUUCGUACGGAAACGGGGCCUUAGCUCCUGCAUUGAAUAUCGAGGGAGUACCUGAAUAUAUCUGUGCUAAAAAUUUGCUUUUAGCACACGCGACCGCUUAUCACAUAUACGACCAAGCUUUUAGACCAGAGCAAAAUGGAAAAAUAUUUAUUUCGUUUAGCGCUCAUUGGUAUGAACCAUUGACAGAAAGUGACGCCGAAGCUGCCGAUGAAGCAAAUCAAUUUGAGUGGAAGCAAUAUACUCACCCAAUAUUUUCAAAAACUGGAGACUUUCCACCGGCGAUGAAAAGACGAAUACAAGCAAAGAGCGACGAACAAGGGUACAUCAGAUCUAGACUGCCUAAAUUCACACAAGACGAAAUUGAAUUCAUUCGUGGAAGUUCAGACAUUUUCGGAUUGAAUCAUUAUUUUAGCUAUUAUGUUAAUAGAAAUGAUUCUGUUAAUGGAUACUAUGAAUCUCCUUCAUUCCAUGAUGACCUAUCGGUGUUUUACACCUUGUUACAAGAGUGGAACCUUGGCGAUUCAGAAUAUAUGAAGUUUGUGCCAUGGGGGUUUUACAAGUUGUUAACAAAUAUAAGGGAGGAGUACGGAAACCCACCUGUUUUCAUCACUGAAAAUGGUUUUCCGACCCACGGCGGCUUGGACGACGACGUGCGCAUUACUUACUUAACAGAGUACUUGUCCGCCAUGUUGGACGCCAUGGACGAAGGCUCUGACGUGAGAUCUUACAGCGUUUGGAGCCUAAUGGAUAGCUUUGAAUGGGCGAUCGGAUUCACUGAAAAAUUCGGGCUGUACGAGGUGGACCACAGCUCGCCGCAACUUACGCGCACGCCGCGCAAGUCGGCGUUUUUCAUGGGAGAAAUAUUCCGAACACGCCAACUGAAGCGUUGUCUCAUUAACACACCAACACCUCUUGUUUAAUCAAUACAUAUAAUAAAUAAAGGACAAUGGUCUA